Molecule: messenger RNA, 867 nt
Organism: Penicillium pulvis
Lineage: Eukaryota; Fungi; Ascomycota; Eurotiomycetes; Eurotiales; Aspergillaceae
Exons: 1
Coding region: 1-867 (288 amino acids)
Cellular component (GO): nucleus; cytoplasm
Molecular function (GO): nicotinamide-nucleotide adenylyltransferase activity; ATP hydrolysis activity
Source: RefSeq, a predicted model, not a curated record
AUGGCCUCGUUUCGCAAUUUGAGGACUCAGUACGCGUCACUCUUGAAAAAAUUUACCGCAUCAUCCCGGGACUUUGAAGUCCUCGCCACUAUCCCCGCCGAUGGCUGCCCCGCACCAAAGAUCCUAUAUGUGCUAGACUCAUCAUUUAACCCGCCAACCCGCGCGCAUCUCCGCAUAGCCAGCUCUGCACUUCUUGAGCGACUCGACUCGAGCUCCCGAUUACUGUUACUGCUUGCCACUCAAAAUGCAGACAAGCCUUCAAAGCCGGCCUUGUUCGAGGACCGGCUUGCCAUGAUGGAGAUGUUCGCACACGAUCUGCGUUCUCACCUGGCUACCAGUACCGCAGCUCCAGGGCACACUCCAUCUCUAGGGAACAUCCCCGCCAUUGACAUUGGGGUUACCAAGAAGCCAUACUUCGUUGACAAGGCCUCCGCUAUUGAGAACUCGGGGGCUUACCCCACACCGCUUGAACAGGUCCACCUCACAGGCUAUGAUACACUGAUCCGUAUUUUUAACCCAAAGUAUUACCCGCCCGAACAUACUUUGGCACCAUUGGCGCCGCUUUUCUCGCAGCAUCGCUUGCGGGUGACAUUAAGGCCUAGUGAUGAGUGGGGGAGUAAAGAUGAGCAGGAGGCUUUUCUCCUCGCUCUCGCCCGCGGAGAUCAGGAGAGUGAGGGCGGGAGGAGAGAAUGGGCGGAAAGAAUUCAGCUGGUUGAAGGAAGAAAACCAGAUCAAGAGCCGGUUAGCUCGACCAGAGCACGAGAGGCCAUACAGUCUGCAAGUGAUGAUUUGGAGUGGCUGGUUCCGGAGAACGUGCACCAAUUCUUACUUUCUGAAAAGCCAUACUCUGCAGAAAGCUCCCUGUAG